This is a messenger RNA of Colletotrichum karsti, 1422 nucleotides long. RefSeq names its product kh domain rna binding protein. Bases 1 to 1422 code for a protein of 473 amino acids. Gene Ontology annotation, biological process: regulation of gene expression; regulation of RNA metabolic process. The record is from RefSeq and is a predicted model, not a curated record. The transcript has 2 exons. Gene Ontology annotation, cellular component: cytoplasm; nucleus. NCBI's taxonomy places the organism in Eukaryota, Fungi, Ascomycota, Sordariomycetes, Glomerellales, Glomerellaceae. Gene Ontology annotation, molecular function: mRNA binding.
AUGUCCGCGUCGCCCACCCAACCCGCAAACUCGGCCAAGCGCCCCCUCGAGGAGACGUCUUCUCCCUCGCGCAGCAACGAUCAGCCCGAUGCGAAGCGACCUGCCCUGGACAAGAUACUGAAGAACGAUGAGGAGGUCGAAAUGGCCCAGCACUUCGAUGGUCUCGAGGGCAGUGUCGACACACCCGGCGCAAACGGCGCCGAGAAGAUGAAUGGCGAGAAGGAAAAGUCCGAGCAGGCCGAUUCCGAGACGACCGAGACGAAGCCCAUCCAGAGCUCCGUUGCUGGCGCUGUUCCCGCGACUCCCUCUGCCUCUGCGAGUCACGAUGAGAGAGACUGGAUCCACAUCCGCGCCGUUAUUUCCAGCCCGGAGGCUGCGACGAUCAUCGGAAAGGGUGGAGAGAACGUUUCCAACAUUCGCAAGAUGUCUGGCGCAAAGUGCACCGUGAGCGACUAUCAGAAGGGAGCCGUCGAGCGCAUUUUGACUGUGAGUGGCGUUGUUGAUGCUGCCGCCAAGGCUUUCGGUCUCAUCAUUCGGACGCUCAACAACGAGCCCUUGGCAGAGCCGUCAAGCGCUCAGUCCAAGACGUAUCCUCUUCGGCUUCUUAUCCCGCACAUCUUGAUCGGUUCCAUCAUCGGAAAGGGUGGCGCGCGCAUUCGCGAGAUUCAGGAAGCUUCAGGAGCCAGGCUGAAUGCCUCUGAUUCCUGCUUGCCUCUCUCCACCGAGCGGUCGCUAGUAGUCAUGGGUGUUGCUGAUGCUGUCCACAUCGCGACCUACUACGUCGGCAGUACUCUUCUCGAGCAGUUGAACGACCGCUUCGGUGGCCCGGCGGCCUCCGCUUACGCGACACGAAGCGGCGGUCCUGCCGGCGUUGUUCCCGGUGGAAUGCAGGUCGUUCCUUAUUGCCCGCAGCCGACGACCGGCAACUACGGCAACCGUGAAAACUACAACCGCAGGCACGAUGCUCGCGCCCAGCACCAUCUUCCUGCCGCCCCCUACGCGCAACCCUACCCUCACCACGCCGCUCAGCCGAACCCGGCGAUGCCCAUUCACUACGGCGGUGCGGCACAAGCUGGCGGGUACGGCGCCGCUGCUCCCAUGCAGCCUCACGCCGGCGCUGCCGUCCCUCAGCCGCACGGCGCUCACCCGGCUCAGCCUAUGCACGCAGGAGCAGCCAUGCCCGGCGCUCCCUUGACUCAACAGAUCUACAUUCCCAACGACAUGGUGGGCGCCAUCAUCGGAAAGGGUGGACAAAAGAUCAACGAAAUACGCCAGAUCAGCGGCAGUGUCAUCAAGAUCAACGAGCCUCAAGACAACAGCAAUGAGCGUCUGGUCACCAUCACGGGAACAGAGGAGUGCAAUCGCAUGGCGCUGUACAUGUUAUACUCUCGUCUGGGUAUGUCGCCGGCAACGAAACAAUGA